AUGGUGGACGCAGGCAAAAUGCAUCGCUGGCCUCUUUUCAUGGCCUUGACAGCUGUAUCGGCCUUACGGUGUGUUGUUGCCGAGCAGUGUAUAUCCAAAGGCACGGCUGGCCCUAUGAUCAUCACAGCUAGCUGCACUGAUCCCUUGUUCAAUACUCCAAUCAUAGCCCUGGAGGCUGACAGAUUUGACCCUGUGCCUCACCGAUUGGUUUCGGGUCACUGGAACGGUACCUCAGUUGACUUCAAUAUUUACCUUCCUCUCAAGAACCAGUGGGAGAACCGAUUUUUCCAGAGCGUUUAUCCCACCCAGAAUUCCACCGCGUUACCAGAAGUCAUUGCUUUCGGGGCUGCAUCUGGAGCCUACACUGUGCAAGUCGCAGGUCAAUUGGGCUACCGAGCCGAUGCGGCCACAGCCAAAUUUGCCAAGACGGUUGCAAGGGAGUACUACGAUGAUACUGGGUCAAGCAGAAUUUAUGGAUAUAUCUACGGAGGGAGUGGUGGCUCCUACCAAACAAUAGGCGCCGCUGAAAACACACACGGGGUGUGGGAUGGUGCGUCCGCGAUUGUACAGGCCAUACCAGGAUCAGUCCCGCUCAACCUCUGUGCUCGUGCUCUUGGAAACUUGAUUCUGCGAAAGAAUGCCAUCCAGAUAGAAGCCGCUCUUCGUCCUGGCGGCAGUGGGGACCCAUUUUUGGAAUUAGGCCAGGCUGGUCGCGCAGUGCUCAAGGAAGUCACCAAUCUUGGGGUUCCUCUACAAGCAUGGGAGGACUUUCUAGAGCCUGCCAACUCUGAGAAUACACUCGCUAUUUUCGAGCCAGCUAUAAAGGAGGCAGACCCUACCUAUGCAGACGAUUUUUGGACUAAGCCAGGGUACCUGGGAAACGACCCAUCAGAACUCGGCUCAUUAUUUCGGGCAGCAUUGGUCGAUAUCUUUGCUACCAUUGAGCGAGUCGAAUAUGACAGCGAAAACCUCCCCACAACCCUAUUUCUCGACAAGAUUCCCUCAGAACUUACCGCAGGAUUUGAGUUUACUCUGUACGAUGAUACAGGAAAGAUGGCGAUCGGGAACCUAGGUGGCGUUCUAUCAUCGGAGGACAACUCGCUCGCUCUAAGCCCAGUGAGCAACACUACCAUUGCUCGUGCAAUCUCUCAGGGCCGAAAAGUGCGCAUUGAUAACCGCUGGCAUCUUUCUGUACUUAGCUAUCACCGCCAUCAGCUUCCUACACGUAGUGGCUUCUAUGGAUUCUGA
Clonostachys byssicola is the source of this 1248-nucleotide messenger RNA. Lineage: Eukaryota; Fungi; Ascomycota; Sordariomycetes; Hypocreales; Bionectriaceae. The record is from the annotation of a GenBank genome assembly.